Perkinsus marinus ATCC 50983 is the source of this 567-nucleotide messenger RNA. RefSeq names its product ADP-ribosylation factor, putative. Gene Ontology annotation, cellular component: microtubule cytoskeleton; cytoplasm. Lineage: Eukaryota; Perkinsozoa; Perkinsida; Perkinsidae. Gene Ontology annotation, biological process: cilium assembly. Bases 1 to 567 code for a protein of 188 amino acids. The transcript is spliced from 6 exons. Gene Ontology annotation, molecular function: GTPase activity; GTP binding. The record is from RefSeq and is a predicted model, not a curated record.
AUGGGACUCCUGAGCAUCUUGAAGAAGUUGAAGCGUGAUGAAAAAGAGGCUAGGAUACUGGUAUUAGGCCUAGACAAUGCGGGUAAGACAACGAUAUUGCGCAAGCUUAGUGAGGAGGAUAUCACUCAAGUGAUGCCAACACAGGGCUUCAAUAUAAAGAGUCUGGUCCGCGAUGGUUUCAAGCUGAAUGUAUGGGAUAUUGGUGGCCAGAAGACCAUCCGACCCUACUGGUCUAACUACUUUGAGGCUACCGAUGGGCUAGUGUUCGUGGUAGACUCAGCAGAUCGUAGACGAUUGGAGGAGAGCGGCAAGGAACUAAAUGAACUACUGCAAGAGGAUAAGCUGGGAGGGACGGCUCUAUUGGUAUUCGCCAACAAACAGGAUUUGCUACAGGCAUUGCCUGCUAAUGAGAUAUCCGAUGCUUUGCAUUUGGACAAUAUCAGAGAGAGGACUUGGACUAUACAAGCAUGCUCAGCCAAGUCGGGUGAAGGGGUCCAGGAUGGUAUGGAAUGGUUGGUCGGGGUUAUAUCCAGUAAACAGCAGCAUCGUGCACAUCCAUCGUAUUAA